GAUUACGUAUCUUUCCUUUCCAUCCUGCAACGAACACCUCCCAAAGAUCUGUAAUUCUUAGCUUUUUAACAUCUCCACUCGAAGAUCCAAUCAUGGAUUUCAUGAAGGUAUUCGACCAGACAGUCCGCGAAAUAAAGAGAGAGGUUAAUCUCAAGGUCCUGAAGGUUCCCGAGAUCGAGCAGAAGGUGUUGGAUGCAACUGAUGAUGCGCCUUGGGGUCCUCAUGGCACUGCAUUGGCAGAAAUUGCACAGGCCACUAAGAAAUUCACCGAAUGUCAGAUGGUUAUGAAUGUUCUGUGGACAAGAUUAGGUGAAACAGGCAAGGACUGGCGUCUUGUCUACAAGGCGUUAUCUGUUAUAGAGUAUUUGGUGGCUCAUGGUUCUGAGCGUGCUGUUGAUGACAUAAUAGAACAUACAUUCCAGAUAUCAUCACUUACAAGUUUUGAAUACGUUGAGCCAAGUGGAAAGGAUGUGGGACUUAAUGUGAGGAAGAAGGCAGAAAAUAUUGUGGCUCUCUUGAAUGAUAAGGAAAAAAUACAAGAAACCAGAAAUAAAGCUGCUGCAAACCGUGAGAAGUACUUUGGUCUUUCAUCUACAGGAAUAACUUAUAAAUCAGGUUCAGCCUCAUACAGUAGUAGUGGCUUCCAGAGUAGUAAUCGAUAUGGAGGCCUAAGUGGUACAAGAGACAGUGAUAGUUUUAGGGACAGUUAUAGAGACAAGGAUCAUUAUGGAGAAGAAAAGACUGAAAAGGAUACCUAUGGAAAGUCACGUCAAGGGGGUGUGACUGAUGAUCCAGGGAACACGUGGAAGAAGGGUUCUACACGCAGUGGCAGGGAUCAGAAUAAUGUGUCAGUCAAUGCAUCAAAGUCGUCAUCUAAGUUAAAUGAUCCUCACAAAAACAAUUCAGUUCCUUCCCAACAUGCAAAUGCCCCUUCAAAUACCUAUGAUGAUGACUUCGAUGAUGAUUUUGAUCCCAGGGGAACUUCCAGCUCUAAGACAGCUGCUGAAACUUCUAAUCAAGUUGAUCUGUUUGGAGAAAGUCUGAUUGGCGGCCUCAUGGAUGCACCAACAUCUGUUUCCACAGAGACAUCAACCAUGAAUGGCAAUUCAUCAGAGGUUGAUCUGUUCGCUGAUGCAACUUUUGUAUCAGCACCUCCCCAAGUAGAAAAGGGAGCAAGUACUCAGUCUCAGACUCAGGUUGAUCUGUUUGCUUCCCAGUCUGUCAUUCCUCCUGCAGUUCCUCCAGCGGUUGAUUUAUUUUCCAGUGCUGAUCCAGUUGUGCAACCAGAAACCAAGGACCAAAAAUCUGAUUCAACAAACAAUAACAUCGUUGAUCCAUUUGCUGCAGUUCCAUUGAACAAUUUUGAUGGAUCUGAUCUUUUUGGUGCAUUCUCUUCUAGGUCCAAUUCAGCUUCUACUGAACCUGCAAAAGAUCCUAUAAAUGGUGGCGGCCUUAAUGAUUUGAAUUUGAAUGCUUCAGACUCCAAGCCUACACCAAAGAAGGAGACUUUCCAGGUCAAGUCUGGAAUAUGGUCAGAUUCAUUAAGCCGUGGACUGAUUGAUCUCAAUAUAUCUGCUCCUAAGAAAGUAUCACUAGUGGAUGUUGGUGUCGUUGGUGAUCUGAGUGAUGGAAAAGAUGAAAAGGACAAGGGACCGCCAGCUUCUCUCUAUAUGGGAAGAGCCAUGGGCACAGGGUCUGGUCUUGGUAGAUCUGCGUUUACAUCUUCAGAGUCACAGGCAUUGGAUUCAGAUUUCUUCUCAAGCCUCAGCAGCCAACAAUACCAACUUGGUAGUUUUAAGAAGUAAAUUUUUUUCUAUACAGUUGACAUUUUGUCCCUGAUUAUCUUCUCAAUAUUCUUUUGCCCAUUUGGCAAAGAAAAUUUGAUAUGUUGAGCAUAUUUGUGUGCCAAGUCGUGUUCAUAAAUGAAAACAAUAGUGAUUUGAUUAUGUAUCCGUCAUGAGUGAGAGUACUUUUACAAGACUGUUUAUGUUCAAUUGAUUACAUAAAUAGCGUCCUUAUGCAGUCACGGGCUUUGGUGACCACGUUUGUAAUGGUAGAUCUGUAAUUUCAA
Hevea brasiliensis (rubber tree) is the source of this 2071-nucleotide messenger RNA. Its product is annotated as clathrin interactor EPSIN 1. Gene Ontology annotation, cellular component: clathrin vesicle coat; plasma membrane; endosome. NCBI's taxonomy places the organism in Eukaryota, Viridiplantae, Streptophyta, Magnoliopsida, Malpighiales, Euphorbiaceae. The transcript is spliced from 12 exons. Gene Ontology annotation, biological process: endocytosis. The coding region runs from base 93 to 1805 and encodes 570 amino acids. The record is from RefSeq and is a predicted model, not a curated record. Gene Ontology annotation, molecular function: clathrin binding; phospholipid binding.